Molecule: messenger RNA, 1194 nt
Organism: Solanum lycopersicum (tomato)
Lineage: Eukaryota; Viridiplantae; Streptophyta; Magnoliopsida; Solanales; Solanaceae
Product: vesicle-associated protein 1-1-like
Biological process (GO): endoplasmic reticulum membrane organization
Cellular component (GO): endoplasmic reticulum membrane; plasma membrane
Source: RefSeq, a predicted model, not a curated record
AUUUGGCAUUGCCAUUGGAGAGUUAUACGGAUCACCCCCAAAUUAUUUGUGUAAUAAUCAGUAAAGGAAGAAGAAAACUAAAUCCAAAAUUUCCCUUUUUACUCAAUUCACUUUCUCAACAAAAAAUUAAAAAAAUGAGCAGUGCAGAAACAGAGCUUCUCACCAUCGGUCCUCUUGAGCUCAAAUUCGCAUUUGAGCUGAAGAAACAGAUAUCGUGUUCCCUUCAAUUAUCAAAUAAAACUGAAAAUCAUGUCGCAUUUAAGGUUAAAACGACGAACCCGAAAAAGUAUUGUGUUCGUCCGAAUACAGGCAUUGUUUUGCCUCGAUCCACUUGUGAUGUUAUCGUAACAAUGCAAGCACAGAAGGAGGCCCCUGCUGAUAUGCAAUGCAAGGACAAGUUUCUACUUCAGAGUGUCGUUGCAAGCGCUGUUACCAAUCCAAAAGACAUCACUCAGGAAAUGUUCAAUAAGGAGCCUGGACGCGUUGUAGAAGAGUGCAAAUUGAAAGUGAUUUACCUCCCCCCUCCUCAACCACCAUCCCCCGUGGCAGAAGGAUCAGAAGAAGGUUCUUCACCGAGGCAGUCCUUGACAGAGAAUGACAAUCAAAAUGGUUCUGAGCUCACAAGAACAUUUCUUGAAACUCAUGACAAAUCUACAGAGGCAAAGUCUCUUAUUUACAGAUUGACGGAGGAGAAAGCUGGUGCUCUACAUCAGAGCAACAGACUUCGUCAAGAAUUGGAAAUUAUGAGGCGCGAUAUCAGCAAAAGCCGCAGUGGUGGUGUUUCGUUCAAGUUCGUCAUCGUCCUUGGCUUGAUUGGUGUAGUUAUGGGCUACAUUCUCAAAAGUUCAUGAACAAUCACUAUAUUUUCCAUCAAAAUGUUUGUUUUGUCAACCUCAGAGAAGCAUUGAGGUGAAAAAGAAAAGAGGCUAGCCAAAUGAUGAUUCUACUUGGUUUAGCUGCACUUCCUUUGUAAGAAAAAAAAGUUGUCUAUUAUUUGCCUGCAAUCUCUAUGUAAAAGUGUCUGAUUAGCUCAAAAAGAAGUUGCAACAACUUUAGUUUUGAAUUUUUUUCACAAUAACUUUGUAUCUUUCUCUUUUUUUUUUACUCAUUCGGUUUCCGAUUCCUAUAUUGGAUUUCGAUUAAGUCUGAAUUCACACCGAGAAGUUUCGAUAAAAUAUUGACAUAAUACAUACA